Diutina rugosa is the source of this 1671-nucleotide messenger RNA. RefSeq names its product carboxypeptidase C (gene CPY1). Gene Ontology annotation, molecular function: serine-type carboxypeptidase activity. The coding region runs from base 1 to 1671 and encodes 556 amino acids. The record is from RefSeq and is a predicted model, not a curated record. Gene Ontology annotation, cellular component: fungal-type vacuole. Gene Ontology annotation, biological process: proteolysis. NCBI's taxonomy places the organism in Eukaryota, Fungi, Ascomycota, Pichiomycetes, Serinales, Debaryomycetaceae. The transcript has a single exon.
AUGAGAGUUUCCCACUUGUCGCUUGUGCUCGCGGGAGCGCUGGCGUUGACUUUACCCCAGCAAGUGCUUGACGCCGCCAACCAGCUCCAGGAAGGGUUCAACGUCGGCGACCAUUUGGACGCCCUUAAGCAGAACUUGGGCUCGCUCGGCGCCAUCGGCCAUCACGCCAUUGCCAGCGUCAUUGACAAGUUGCAAGUGCCCAAGGAACAGGCGCAAUUGUGGGCGGAAAUGAUGCUUGAGUUCCCCGACGCCGUGGCGCAGUUGGACUUUAAGGCGCCGGCGAAGAAAUUGCUGGGGUUCAAGCCCGACUGGCAGUUUGUCGUCACUGACGCAAAGCACCCCAACUACCAAUUGAGGGGUAAGUCCACUCCUGAACUGUUGGGCAUCGAUAAGGUGAAACAGUACUCGGGCUACAUCGACGACUUGGAAGAGGACAAGCACUUCUUCUACUGGUUUUUCGAGCUGAGAGGCGACCCCAAGAAGGACCCCACCAUCUUGUGGCUUAACGGCGGCCCGGGUUGCUCGUCGCUUACUGGUUUGUUCUUUGAAUUGGGCCCCGCUUCGAUCGGCCCCGCCUUGAAGCCGAUCCCCAACGACUACUCGUGGAACAACAACGCCAACGUCAUCUUCUUGGACCAGCCGAUCAACGUCGGCUACCUGUACUCGUCGCAGCUGGUGUCGGACACCGUUGCCGCGGGCAAAGACGUGUACUCGUUCCUCUCGUUGUUCUUCAAGCAGUUCCCCCAGUACGCCAAGAACGACUUCCACAUCGCUGGUGAGCUGUACGCCGGCCACUACAUCCCCGUGUUUGCCACCGAGAUCUUGAGCCACGACGACCGCAACUUCAAUUUAACCUCGGUGCUCAUCGGCAACGGGUUGACUGACCCUUUGACCCAAUACGAAUACUACCAGCCCAUGGCCUGCGGCGAGGGCGGCGCCGACCCCGUGUUGGACCAGGAACAAUGUGACCUGAUGGCGAAGCUGAUCCCGCGCUGUUUGUCGUUGAUUCAACUGUGCUACGACUCCGAGUCGGUGUGGUCGUGUGUCCCCGCCACCAUCUACUGCAACAACGCUCAAAUGGGCCCUUACCAGAAGACGGGCAAAAACGUGUACGACAUCAGAAAGAACUGCGAGGGGUCGUCGCUCUGCUACGAGGACUUGGACUACAUCGACAAGUACUUGAACCAGAAGGAAGUGAUGGAGGCGUUGGGCGUCGAGGUCGACUCCUACCAGGGGUGCAACUUCGACAUCAACAAGAACUUCUUGUUCGCCGGCGACUGGAUGAAGCCCUACCACAGAGCCGUCACCGACUUGCUUGAAAGAGGGUUGCCCGUGCUCAUCUACGCCGGCGACAAGGACUUCAUCUGCAACUGGUUGGGCAACCAGGCGUGGACCAACGUGUUGCCGUGGAAGCACAGCGAUGCCUUUGCCUCGGCUGAGGAAAAGCCCUUCGAAAUCAAGGGUAAGUUGAGAACUCUCGGCGGCGCCGUGUUUGACUCGCCCCUCGCCUCGACCAAGGCGGGUACCGUCAAGAACUACGAACACUUCACUUUCUUGAGAUUGUUCGACGGUGGCCACAUGGUCCCCUACGACCAGCCCGAGCUGUCGUUGGAAAUGCUCCUGAGAUGGAUCAAGGGCAACUACAAGUUGGAAAAGAAGUUGUUGCAAUAA